Messenger RNA from Plasmodium knowlesi strain H, 8640 nucleotides. RefSeq names its product AP2 domain transcription factor, putative. The transcript has a single exon. Lineage: Eukaryota; Apicomplexa; Aconoidasida; Haemosporida; Plasmodiidae. Gene Ontology annotation, biological process: regulation of DNA-templated transcription. Gene Ontology annotation, molecular function: DNA-binding transcription factor activity. Bases 1 to 8640 code for a protein of 2879 amino acids. The record is from RefSeq and is a predicted model, not a curated record.
AUGAACACACCAUACAGUUGCGAAAGGAUGAGCUCCAACUGUCAGGUAUCGAUAAAACAGAGAAAAUUGAUUUGCACACAGAAUGAAGAGGCGAAUAACAAGUACAAUGAGCACAGCGUGAAGAAUAAUUACCAAUACUGCAGCGAUAGAAACGUGCAAAUGUAUAGUAACAUCUGCAAUGUAUUGCGCGGCGGGAGUGUACGAAACGGGUCCAACGGACAAAACUGGUCAGGUGGCUCAAGUGGCUGUAAUACGUCAUAUACCCCUAACGGGCUCGACGGGCCCAGUGCGAACCACAUGCUGGACGCACCGGGCGAGAUUUACCACAACCGGGUGCACAACAAGUCGGAGGCAAACCGAAACAAGCGCCCAUAUGUGCAUUCUCAAAAUAGGAUGACCCAGGAGAUCAAUGAAAUAAACGAAUCUGAGAAGAGUGGCGCUUGUGCAAAGUACGAAGUGUAUAAAGAUACAUACACCAAUCAGGUGGAGUACUUUACACAUUGUAAGAAAAAAAAAAACAUGAACAUAGUGAAUGCUACAACGGAUAGUAGCCACACCAAUUUUACUUUCCAUGGAAGUAGCAGCUGUGGCAUGGCCACUUUUAUGAACCACUCAACAGGUGAAAGUUCUACAACUCUAGAUAACCGUCCAAAUGGAAUUACACAGGAUAAUCGAAAUUACCACAUUAGUUCGAACCAAGGGAGGAGGCACCUCAUGCUUCAUGAUGUGAGAAGUUAUGGCAAUAAAGAAAUUCAAGAUAAUAUUUUUACGCAAAAUUGUGUACUUAACACAUUUGAAAACGCUCAGAACUACUCCUCUAUUGUUCCCUCAAAUGGAGUCUACCAAACGGAACAAAUGUACUCUAAUGAAGCAAAGGACACAUCGGAUAAUUUUAGUUCACUCUGCUUAGGUGGCAACAAGUCGUGUAGGGAAGUUAUUUAUGGGAAGAGUAGAACAGAAGAAAGGAAGAAUUACCAUGAUGGGAAGAGAACAAAUGAUACCUACUUGGCUGAGAAUGUUGAUUAUGAUACACAUCGGAACAGUAUUCGAAAUGUGGAUUUACUCUCUUGUACAAGUUGUUCCAGUGUGGAUAAUGAACUGUCUUCUUCACUAAAUCACCUGAACGCGUCAGGUAAAUGUUCUUCCACAAAGUAUGAAUGCAACGAAAUGAAGGAUUUACUUAGAAAAAACAUAACGUACAAUAACGUAAUUAACAAUAACGUAAUUAACAAUAACGUAAUAAACAAUAACAUAAUUAGCAAUAACAUUAUUAACAACAAUGUAAUUAACAACCACAUAAUCAACAACAUAAUUACCAACAACAUAAUUAGCAAUAACACAAUUAGCAAUAACACAAUUAGCAAUAACACAAUUAGCAAUGCCGCAAUCAGUAACCACUGCAAUAGCAGCAAGGUAGUUAGUAAUAAUUUUAUGGAGAGUGUGAGUAUAAUCAAUCAGUGCGUGUUGAAUGAGAGCCAAGAUAUGCUUUGCGGACGGGAGAAUAAAAAAAUUGACCCAAUCAGCAUAGCCACUAAUCUGGGAGAUCACCAUAUGAAUGCCAAUUUUCAAAAUGUAAAUCGAAUCAGGGCAAAUGACAAUGGGGAUAAUUUUCACGUGAGUAACAUCUAUGGAAUGGGGAAUGAAAAAAAUAAUUUUGUCCAGAGGAACCCAACCGAUAUCAGUAAAACGUGGCAACUUGCGGAGAGGUAUGAAAUAUUUCGUACCUAUCAAGAGAACCCCCCAAACGAUGUAUCCAUUUCAGACAACAACAUAUACUGCAGCCCUAGAAGCGGUGAAGGAGGAGACAUCACUGCAGCUCGAGUCAGUCUUUUUAACAACAACUUCUGCAAAUCGUCCUGCCGCUUCAUCCAAUUUAAUAAGAACCACGUAGAUUCGAAUGCCACAUAUGAACAUGGAAAGGUAGAGAGUGAGGCUAAAAUGAAGGGUACCCCAUUUUUGAUGAAAUAUUCAAAUAUGCCUACCUCAGGGAAAGCGGCGCUAUUGGAUCAAAUGGAAUUUAAUCAUGCAGGUAGAAAUGGCAUUACGAGAAGGGACACCCAUAAGAAUGUCAUUAAACUUGAGAAUCAGCAUGUGGAAGGAAAGCAGGGCCAAAGUUUUAAUCAAAACAUUAGUUUAAAGCAACGUAUUUGCAACGUCGAUGACAGCCAUGGUAACAUUUCUGCACCGGUAAUCAAUACAUACCGUCUCAGCCAAAGUUGUCAAAAGGAACAAAUGCCUGUUCCAAGUAGGUACGAUAAACAGGGUAGUGAUAUCCUCCGUAGCUGCGUAGAACUCAUUCCCCUUAACCAAAUGGGGGGAAAUGGGAGUGCAAGUAAAUCAUGUCAUUUGGCUAUCGAUACUGAUAGGAGUAUAGGUAUAGGUAUCGACCACGUAACAGGCGAUCCACCCAAGCAGACAAAUAACAUUCAUAUGGUGAGUGCAUGUACGGUUAAUAAAAAAAUAAGUUUAAAUUAUAAUUUAAAUGGUCCUUCGGGUGAAAUGCACGUGAACAGUGGCGAUAUUAAUGCUAGUGUUAGUGGUACGGUCACCUGCGCCAACAGACAGUGCGGCAAAUCAACAUGCAUUCCACAGGCGAGUUGCACGAGCAGCCAAAUUAGCACAAAGCAGAUUUGCGGAAACCAGAUCAAUACGAACCAGUGGAAUGAACUCGUCAAUAUGAGCACUAAUUAUAACAUGGAAGGUGCAUGCAAAAGUAGCGUAUCAAGGUGCGCCGAAGGGGGAAACACGGAGAAAAAGUGUGCAAUAGUGGUGGACAGUUCGACCAAACAGAGACAGACAUUGAAAAGGCCAACUUAUCGGAAUUACUGCAGUAUGGGUAACUCUGAUGGGCGUCUCCGGAAGGAAGAAUUGGAAAGAAGAAACAGGCACACAGAAAUGUGCCAACAAAAUGGUAAGGGGAAAGGUGUAACAAAUAAUAAGGAGAAUGUAGCGGUGGAUACAUUCUACCCUAGUGCACAAAUGGAGGGUGGUGAAAGCGGUGGCAGGGGAAUAAAGAGUCAAUCGAAAAUGCGAAAUGACCAAUUGGCUACUACGACGAAGAUAUCAUCCAUGGGGAUGUCAAUGGAGAAAAGUGCUGACCACUCUGCGGAUGAUACAUGCGUUAGUAUGAAUUGUAAGAAGAGUGAAAAGCACAAAAUGAAAAAAAUGUGUGAUUCGUUCAUAUCGCUUACGUCGUGCGGAUCCUAUUUCCCCCGGAAGGCGCUCGAAGCGCAGUUGGCCGCUGAAGAAGGAAAAAAAAAAAAAAAAUUAUUAGAUAUUUUGUUUGCUUACAAAAGUGCGCCGCAUAUCGCGAAGAGCCAAACAAUUGGCAGUGGGAGGAACGCUAUGAAAUGCGGGCUAACAGAACAUAGUGCAGGAAGUCAGGUGAAGGGUAAAGAAAAAAAAAAAAAAAAUUCCACCUAUCCGUUGAGCUAUACUAUAUUACACGAGGGGCACAAUAGUAAUAAACAAAAUAGCCUGAAGAAAAUUAUGAUUGACAAUUAUGCUGAUAGGUGUGAGGAAAAAUAUCAUAAAAGUUUUACUCAUGAGUGCGAAAAUUUAGAGAAAAAAAAAAAAAUUGAGAAUUCCUUCCUGUAUGUGAGUAAAGCAGAUGGGGAAAAAUUGAGUCAUGGGAAGGGCAAAGUCAUCAGCAGUAGUAGUACUAGCACUGUGGGUAGCAGCAAUAGUAGUGGGCACCCACAGGAGGAGGAGCAGCUGGGUGCUAGGGAUUUACAGGAAGGGGGGCCUAUGGGUGUAUCAGACGAAUGUGCUUACGUGAAUGUUAUUUCCAGCCAAGUAAGUACGUUCCGUAGGAUAGGUACCUCCGGAGAAUUGGCAAACGAUUAUGGUACCGUAAAUGGAGAUUCAAACACACCUAUGAUGAACGUUACAUUACAAGGACGGUUUGACAAUAAAAGGAAUGUGAUUAAAGAUUAUCAGAGUUACAUAAAUUGUGUUGGUAGUGAGUUGUUUGCCUGUGGAGGAUGGUCUUCAGAUGCAAGAGACAUGUUAACUUAUGGUAACAGUAACGCUAACGCUAACGCUAACGCUAAUGCUAAUGCUAAUGCUGAUGGUAACAGUAACGCUAACGCUAACGGUAAUGCUAAUGGUAAUGGUAACGCCAAUAGCAACGCUAGUGGUAAGAGUGAUCGUAAUGGUAAUAGUACUAGUGGCUCCGUUAUCAUCAAUAGCAAUACCAACGAAGAAAAAAAAAUGCGAACACAAAACGACGUCGUUGUGCAGUGUGAUCGUAGUUGUGGCUGCAAUAACAACGGAGGAAGCAUAGGUAAUAUUAGUGCAUACGUCAGUGGGGUUUAUAAUAUCCGUUUCCCUACUCACGAUCAGAGGUUCAUCAGAAGGAGCGAUGGUAACACUGAUGGCGAAGUCAAUAUGCCCAGUGCCCCCAAUGUUCCACACGAAUGUAGCAACUACGUUCUUAUUAAUAAUCGUUCCGUAGAAUUGCCUCACGGUAACAAUGGCGUUGUGUGCACAUCUAACGCGUCAAGCAUACAGAACGCAUCUAACGGGAGCAAUAAAAUAGGCGAUACUAUUUGCAACCCUGCUAUGUGUGGAGAUGUAGUGGGUAAUAACGGAAACAGCGAUAAUAAUAAUAAUGUUGUGCUCCACGCUAGCGAGGGUAACUUUUCUGAGAAAUUAAAUUCCUUUCAAGGCGGCUACGGUUCCCUUGCACCGAAGUGUGCAACUUCGGAGAGGCGUGCAAAUAACACGGAGGAUAACUCUAAAGGGCACAGUGUGAAUGGCAUUAAUGGUGCUGGGUGUGUGUCUAUAGCGAGGGGUAUCAGGGAUGUGAAUGACAUGAGUAGCGUUAACAUGGUGAACUCUCCCUGCCAGACCCAAAGGAAUCCUCGCAAGGACAAAACACAGGGAUGGGAAUCUCAGAAUAACGAUUUGAACUCAAAAAGCAUUCCGCAGGAGGCAAGAGAUGGAGAACACAUGAGGAGUAUGAACCAAUGUGGAGGUACUAUCUUGGUUAACAAAGAAAUGCGUGGAACUACUACACCUUUUGGAUGUCCCGAAAACGCACAAAAGGGGACCACCUUAAGGAUUUGCAAUAGAAAUAUCCAUUCGGAAGGGGCCAUAUGUACAAAUGGCACCGUCAUGAAUACCUUCCAAGGAAGUGAUAGAAAUUUGCACAGCGAUAAUCCCGUAAAUAAAAAUGUAGUAAAAUUAUUUAACGGUCAAGUCGAAUCCAACUGUAAGAUUAACAAUGCGAAUGGGAAUGGAGUAGCCAGUUCCUUCAUAAAUGCACAUACAAUAAGCACCAAUGUGAACCCAUUUUACAGGGAGAAUGAACCUACGCGUGCUAUGGGGAAGGGAUAUGUGCAGAACGUAGCUGUUAACAAUUUCAUCCAUGAAGUUAGUAGUUGCAUUGGAAAUGAUGGAAAGACAGCAGGUACCGGGAGGUCCUCAAAGGGGAAUAAUACAAAUAGGAGGGCACAGAAGGAAAGACGGAGCACUAGCUCGAGGAAGGCUUCUACAAGAGUCGCUACGAAGAGCUCUGCCAGUACCACUGCGAUCACCGCACCGAAUAUCGCGUCCAACUGCACCACCCCUACCGAUAGUACCAAGGGCGUGCAGAAAAAGGGGAAGGGAGAAGAGCACGAACGGGAGGAUAACGAGGAGGAACUACACGAGAAGGUAAAGCAUCUUCCCAAAAUCACAGGUGUGAGUUAUGACAAAAAACAAAAACUGUGGGUCUCCCACUGGAGAUCAAAUUGUAAAACCAUACAUAAAUAUUUUUCUGUAAAAAGGUACGGUUUCGAUAAUGCGAGGUUACUAGCCAUUAAGUGUCGAAAACAAAACACCAAGUAUAUUCCCACGGAUCAGGUGUUUGCUUAUAAGGCGGGUACCGAAUCCUCAGCUCAACCUGGGAUCCAAUCCAAAGGGGGCGAAAGUUGUGGAGGCGAGAUACAUCCUUCUGGCCAAGAUAUACAACUUACGGGAAUACUAUCUGAUAGAAAACCAAGUAGGAAGAGCUAUUCGAUUAGGAAGAAAAACAAGGGGAGGACAAAGACUUGCCAAGGGAUGGAUUUCCCCAGGGAACCCCUCAAAAAUGAGAGCGAAGAAUCAGUCACGAAAGGAGUUGGUGCCCAGAAAGUUGAUGGAGAUAAUGGCCGGAUAGGUAGAGCUAAUCUGAUUAAGGAUUUUCAAAAUAUCGGUCAUCAAUGUAGUCCUCCCAUGAGUAGCGAUCAUCCCGGUAGUGGUCUCUGUAGCAAUGACCAUGCGAGCAUUGCCUCACAGAGGAGAGGCCGGACCCAACACCUGCAUAGCCCGGAAACGCGAAACCCAGGUUUCUCCCCCAUGCAGCAGAGCCAUCAGGGCGUAAUUUAUCCGCAGAAAGUGCAGGGCUCCAAGGACCAGGAGCAAAUGCUGAGAGAAAACGACUUAACCGCUAAAUGCACAGUUCAGGGUGAAGCAGGCGAUGUAUAUACUAAUAGCGGCAAAAUGUGCGUGCCGCAUUUUUUGAAGAAACAAGGGAAUCAUGGAACGAACAGUUCUGGUGAUGGCGUUAGCGGAAAUAUGAACAACAUCUCGAAUGACUAUUUGACCGACACGUUGAGUAGUACGAUGAGUAGUACCCUGAGUAGCACUUUGAGUAGCACCUUGAAUGGUAGCAUGAAUGGUAGUAUGAAUGGUAGUAUGAAUGGCAGUGCAAGUGCACAAAAUGCUGAAGAGGCGGAACAGGGGCAAGGCGUAAUUACUAGCAGGACGACUCAACAAAGCAAAAACAGUGGGAUGCACAUAGAACAAGGGAAGAACGAAAAGGUGGAGAAAUCAAGUGCAAAGAAAGAUUAUCUAAUAAACACACAGCUUUACAACAAACUAAUAAACAAUCAAUUGUAUAAUAAGCUUAUUAAUAAUCAACUGAGUAAUGAUCGAAUAAAAAACAACAACUAUUACUGUAGCCUCAUUAAUAGCAAAUUCUACAUACAGGUGAUUAAUAAUAAUCUGCAUGCACAGAUGGGGAGAAAUCAAGGGGAAGCCACCAAAGAAGGUUCCAAUGAUGUCUACUAUGGAGAAUUUAAGAAUGAUGCCUCUUCGGGGAAAAACUCAUUUUCGAACAGUGGGAGCAUUUCCAACAAGGAAACUGUGGAAGGUAAAGACGAUCACAAUUUGUUCCUACGGAGUGGAAGGGGUGCUGGUGAUACUAGUGAAGGUGUUCCUGGUGGGGAUACGCGAAAGACGAAUCCUACUUUUACGAAUGCGGGGAUUACAUACGCAGGGAAAAUAAUACCCCCUCGUGAAUAUGCUAAUAAUGGUACUGGUCCUUACUCGAAAAAUAAUAACUCCCGAAUUGAUGGCAACCAUAAUAGUUUCCGCAGUGAUUCCCCUCGAAUGACUGCGUCAACUCCCAUGGUGCAAAACUACCCCAAGGUGAAAGACGGCAAUAUUUUACUGAGUUGUGGGGGUUUGCAAAAUGGUAGUGAUUCAAACAAGGGUGAUAAGAAUUGUGGUGGUCGGCACGUAAAGGAGGAGGCACCCUACUUUAAUAGGACCACCCAGAUGCUUGAAAAUAAUUUCAGUAAUGAGGGGGCAUCAAGGUUUUCGGGCGGUGAAAAAUUUCUUAGGGGUGGCACUAUCCAGUUUGGCACAACUAUUAGUAACAAUCAAGGCGGAGGAAUGGACAUCAGCAAUGUUGUGCGUAAUAACCACAAUGUGAAUGAUGCGCUGAACCCAUAUAAAAGGAGGGAAGGCCAGCUAUGUGGAGAUGGAAAUAACAGUAGAGCCAUCGUGAAUGGUAAUGGCGUGAAUGGCAUUGGCGUGGAUGAUGGUGGGCUCCAACUCAACCGCAUGGCCACGCAGGGGAGGCACUUUCUCCCAGCGAGCAAUAACAAUGGUAGCAAUAACAAUGGUAGCAAUAACAAUGGUAGCAAUAACGGAACCAACCAUAGCAGUAGCAACCGUAGCAACCACAACCAUCACCCAACUAACAACCACCUACCAGGCAACCAUAACAGCGACCAUCACGUGAGUAGCAACGGUAGGAAUUGCUUCCGGAGUGACCGGCAAGAUGCACUAGAGGAUCAAUGCACUUCCAUCAACAACGACCCCCCUAAGGAGCCUGAACAGUACGGUUGCAGUGGAAAUUUCGCAUGUAACAAUCAAUACGGAGCCCAGUUUUAUGCAGACGGUAAUUACCAUCAUGGGAACGGUGUAAAUAUCAAAAGGGGAAUUAUACAAAAUGGCUAUUUAUUAAGUGAUCAAAUGGGAAAUGAAAUACUCAAUGAGGGACAUUCCAAGGUGGGUGAAACGGGCAUAAGGCAGUGCUCUCAGGGGGGAAGUCCAAUAGUAGAUCCAAGCGCAAGGAAUCCUGUGAACCAAAUGGACGAAGAAAAAAACAAACUCAUGAUUUCCAAAAUCACAACAAAAUAUAUACUCACAGAUAUAAAAAAUAAAUGUCUUAGAAACUGUUCUAGCAAUUUUUUAAAAAAUUUUCCUGACAUAAAAAAUGUUAUUAACAAGCAUAUCAACAAAAUUUCAGAAGCCAAUUCUAUCUACACAAUAAGACCAUAUAUUCAGCUGUUUAGUAAACUACUGGAAAAGAGAAAGCUGUUACACAUGCUCGCUCCGAAUGCACAGGAGUUGUACAUUUACAGCUUGCAUAAAUUGCCCCUUUGA